Vombatus ursinus (common wombat) is the source of this 1255-nucleotide messenger RNA. It is a transcript of the gene MTCH1, whose product is annotated as mitochondrial carrier 1. Bases 119 to 1210 code for a protein of 363 amino acids. The transcript is spliced from 12 exons. NCBI's taxonomy places the organism in Eukaryota, Metazoa, Chordata, Mammalia, Diprotodontia, Vombatidae. Gene Ontology annotation, biological process: positive regulation of apoptotic process. The record is from RefSeq and is a predicted model, not a curated record. Gene Ontology annotation, cellular component: membrane; mitochondrion.
CCCGGCUCCGCUCCGUGCUUCCUUCCCAGAGAAGCCGAGGAUCCCGAAGGGGGGGGUGUGGAGAGGGGAACACGGUUCCCCCGUCACGUGAGAGGGAGUGACCUCGCGCCUGGACCCCAUGGGGGCUUCUGACCCGGAAGUGGCGCCUUGGCUUCGCUGCGGCGGCAGGGGGAUGGUGGGAGCGGGGCCUGGAGCGGGGGGCGCCGAGGCGGGAGCCCCGCCGGGGGCUGGGGUGUGGGGCUUGCACCCCCCGCGGCCGCCCCAGUCCUCGUCCCGGCGCGUGGAGGCGGCGGCCGUGGCUGCCCUGGGAAGCGGGGAUAGCUCCGCGGCCACCGAGGCCCUGUUCCUGGCGUUGGGGGCCGGCGUGACGGCGCUGAGCCACCCGCUCUUCUAUGUGAAGCUGCUCAUUCAGGUUGGGCAUGAACCACUGCCUCCCACUGUAGGGACCAAUGUGCUGGGGAGGAAAGUCUUCUACUUGCCCAAUUUCUUCACCUAUGCCAGGCACAUCGUGCAAGUGGAUGGGAAGAGGGGACUGUUCCGAGGCCUGAGUCCAAGGCUCAUGUCUAGUGCUCUUUCCACCCUGUCCCGGGGCAGCGUGAAAAAGGCCUUCCCUUUGGAGGAGUUAGAACAUGUAUCCAACAAGGAUGAUGUGAAGACAUCGCUGAGGAAGGUGGUGAAAGAGACUUCCCAUGAGAUGGUGAUGCAGUGUGUGUCCAGGGUAAUCUCUCACCCCCUGCACGUCAUCUCGAUGCGCUGUAUGGUCCAGUUCGUGGGGCGGGAGGUCAAAUACAGUAGUGUACUGAGCUCCAUUGGGAAGAUUUUCAAAGAAGAAGGACUGCUGGGGUUCUUUGUGGGCUUGAUACCUCACCUUCUGGGAGACGUGGUCUUCUUGUGGGGCUGUAACCUCCUGGCUCACUUCAUCAACGCCUACCUGGUGGACGACAGCUUCAGCCAGGCCUUGGCAGUUCGGAGUUACACCAAGUUUGUAAUGGGGAUUGCAGUGAGCAUGCUGACCUACCCUUUCCUCUUGGUUGGUGACCUCAUGGCUGUCAAUAACUGUGGGUUGCUGGCAGGCCUCCCUCCCUAUUCUCCUGUGUUCAAGUCCUGGAUUCAUUGUUGGAGAUAUCUGAGCAUGCAGGGUCAGCUUUUCCGGGGAUCAAGUCUGCUUUUCCGCCGAAUCUCAGCGGCAUCAAGCUUCUCCAUUGAUUAAAUCAGAAUAAUUUGACUACAAUAAUAAACACAGCAUCUCCGCCCA